Molecule: messenger RNA, 2452 nt
Organism: Acomys russatus (golden spiny mouse)
Lineage: Eukaryota; Metazoa; Chordata; Mammalia; Rodentia; Muridae
Gene: Gjc1
Product: gap junction protein gamma 1
Exons: 3
Coding region: 310-1500 (396 amino acids)
Biological process (GO): cell communication
Cellular component (GO): connexin complex
Source: RefSeq, a predicted model, not a curated record
CCGGACCUCAACUAUGUAGACCGCCUGUAAAAGCCACGAUUCCACCAGGCGGGGAUGGUUAGCCGAGAGGCCCCGCAGUUUCUUCGAGUAACUGCAGUGCAGAACCUAGAACGGCCAUGAGCAUCCCGAGAUCCGCUGGACCAAAGAAGGCCCUGACCUAGAGCACCCAGACAGAUAACGGCGGAGCUCUUCAGCCGGACCCUGCAAAGUCAGAGAGAAUUUGGGAAAGUAGCAAACAAAAUACCGUAUCUGAAAGAAGGUUCUGGGUAACAGAAGUUUUGGACAACAGGGCGAAGCAGUCCCAGCACCAUGAGCUGGAGCUUCCUGACGCGCCUGCUGGAGGAGAUCCACAAUCACUCGACGUUCGUGGGCAAGAUCUGGCUCACGGUGCUCAUCGUCUUCCGCAUCGUCCUAACUGCCGUGGGAGGAGAGUCCAUCUAUUACGAUGAGCAAAGCAAGUUUGUGUGCAACACCGAGCAGCCAGGCUGUGAGAAUGUCUGCUAUGAUGCCUUCGCGCCACUCUCCCACGUGCGCUUCUGGGUGUUCCAGAUCAUCCUGGUUGCAACGCCCUCUGUUAUGUACCUGGGAUACGCUAUUCACAAGAUUGCCAAGAUGGAGCAUGGCGAGGCAGACAAAAAAGCAGCUCGGAGCAAACCCUAUGCCAUGCGCUGGAAACAGCACCGGGCUCUGGAAGAAACGGAGGAGGACCAUGAGGAGGAUCCUAUGAUGUACCCAGAAAUGGAGUUAGAAAGUGAAAAAGAAAAUAAAGAGCAGAGCCAGCCAAAACCUAAGCAUGAUGGCCGACGACGGAUUCGCGAGGAUGGGCUCAUGAAAAUCUAUGUGUUGCAGCUGCUGGCCAGGACUAUGUUUGAGGUGGGCUUUCUAAUAGGGCAGUAUUUCCUAUACGGCUUCCAAGUCCACCCAUUUUAUGUGUGCAGCAGACAUCCUUGCCCUCAUAAGAUAGACUGCUUUAUUUCCAGACCCACUGAGAAGACCAUCUUCCUUCUGAUAAUGUAUGGUGUCACAGGCCUCUGCCUAUUGCUCAACAUUUGGGAAAUGCUUCAUUUAGGGUUUGGGACCAUUCGAGACUCACUAAACAGUAAAAGGAGGGAACUUGACGAUUCGGGUGCUUAUAAUUACCCUUUCACUUGGAAUACGCCAUCUGCUCCCCCUGGCUAUAACAUUGCUGUCAAACCUGAUCAAAUCCAGUACACGGAGUUGUCCAAUGCUAAGAUUGCCUACAAGCAAAACAAAGCCAAUAUCGCCCAGGAACAGCAGUAUGGCAGCCACGAGGAGCACCUCCCAGCUGAUCUGGAGACUCUGCAGCGGGAGAUCAGAAUGGCUCAAGAGCGCUUGGAUCUAGCUAUCCAGGCUUACCAUCACCAGAGCAACCCCCAUGGUCCUCGGGAAAAGAAGGCCAAAGUGGGGUCCAAAUCUGGGUCCAACAAAAGCAGUGUUAGUAGCAAAUCGGGGGAUGGGAAGACCUCCGUCUGGAUUUAAUCUUGGUUGGGCUUAAAACUUGGGUUUUCAUAGUUUAUGGUAAGCAGCAACUCGCUGAAUAAUGACUUCCAUUGAGUAAACAUUUGGCUCUGGUUAUCUUCAGGGAUGCUGUCGGCUCAUGAUCCAAACUCAGGGGACUCUGAAGGUGGAGCUGGGAUGAGUGGGGAGAGGGAAGCACAGUGUUCCCGGGCACAUGUUCUCAGCAAUAAUGCAGUUGCAGAACUUUAUGUUUGUGUCUUCCAGAUCCGGAGAAGAACAGAUAUAUUUAAAUCAUUCUUGUUGAACAGUUUUUGUAUGUACAGUAUUAUGGUACAUUUUUUUAGUAUGAUAACUUUUUUUUUGUAUUUGUACAUUGGACUGCUGUAGUUAUACUUUUUUAUAUUAAAGGAAAAAAGUAUUGUAAAUAAUGCCUGUUACAGGCUAGUGUUACUACUUUGUUUAGCAAAUGUUACCUUGUGAUUAGAGUUUCAGUGGAUGCUACACUCAAUAAAAGUGCCUCUUGUGUUUCAGGAAAGAUUUAAGAUGCGUAGGGAAACUGAGGGAGAAAGUCCAGUCUUCAAGUCUUUGGAAGAAGAUCCCUUUUAGAAAGAGGUUGAGAUCUACUUUCUGCCUGAGAGAUCUUGGAAUCUCCUUCUUGUGACCAAAUUGUAGCCAUUCUUAGAAAAUGUUUCCAAAGUGGGGAAAGAACUGAUCCACUAGAGGUUCCCACUGCGUGGUGCCUGGAUGGUGUGUCUGACAGGAGCAGUGUGGCUCACCGGCGAGCAUGGCAGUGCUGUGGUCUACGCUGCUUCUCCCAGUAAGCAAAGGCAUCCCUGACGCCUGAAGAAUGAACAUAGACUAAGUUGCCCUGAGUCUCUGUCCAGAAACCCAACUGGUUUCUGAAAAAGUUGGUCAUGAAUAUCUUCUGUAUCUGUUAACAUUAGAAAUACAAACAAAAAUGCUCAGAUUUAAG